Orbicella faveolata is the source of this 2983-nucleotide messenger RNA. RefSeq names its product XK-related protein 6-like. Lineage: Eukaryota; Metazoa; Cnidaria; Anthozoa; Scleractinia; Merulinidae. Gene Ontology annotation, cellular component: membrane. The record is from RefSeq and is a predicted model, not a curated record.
ACGACUAGCGGGUUCAAUAUUCAAAUAAUCAAUUCAUUAUUUAAUCUUGAGGGGAACGCUUCACUUGGUUUGAUUGUAACGUCAGACGUGAGUAUAUAUAUGCCUAGUCGGCUCCAAUCAGAAUUGAGCGCACGAACUUUGCGAUGCUUUUCCAGUCCGUGAUCGUGGCUUUUUUCCUAAAGUUUUUUUUUUUCGUCUAAUAAAUCUCUUAUGAACCUAGCUUAUUCCGGACCGUACCGAGAAAAUAUCCUCCCCCGGUCAUUUUUGUACGGACCUGGCUGCGUUCGGUCCUCAGGGCGACUUAACGCAGUACGGCCCUCGUGCGUGCGUGGUUAAUAAGAUAUGCUAGUAUGUUAAUAUGCAACUGGAAAGGGUUGCGCGACAACUUUUAACAAUUUUCCCCAGCUCUGAAAGUGAAAACAAAAAAGCACUGAAAAGUCAGCCGAGGUUUCCCACUACAUACUUUCUUUACCUUUGUUUUGAUUUUAUUUUUGCAUCCUUAGGUAGGGAUCUCAAGGAAAAGGGUUUUGCCUGCUAUUGGCGGAAGAAUUCUAACAUAUGUCAUACACACAUUGCAUAUUUUGGACUGUGACUGAGAUAAUGACAACUGAUAACCUUUUUGCUCAUUUUUGACAUUCAUUUAGGAACCGAAAAGAUUUCUUAACUAAAUUAUGACUUCCCGUUUUGAUGCGAAACUGAAAAGAAGGACAAGGCGUUGACUUCCGCAAAUUCACAGCAAGACCGGAACAACCCACUUCCGGUCUUAUAUCUCUUAUUAUUCACAUAUUUCGUGACUCGUUUGCAUUUCAAUCUUGCCUCGCGAAUGGAAAUGAAAUCGUCGCGAGGCCUCAGUGAAGCUUCGAAGGUCAUAUAAAUGCAAGCUAACACAAUGGCUGUCGCAGACGUCCCUGAUCAUCAGGAUGGUAAAAUAAAUGAAAGUGAAAGUGAACAUGAAGAUGAAAAGUGUAACCUUUGCAAUGUAAUCACCAGUUGCUGUCGGCCAUGUCGGCGUCUUAUCAAAAACAUCGCUGAUGAUCGACCAGACAUUACAGAAGGAGAUGAGGUCGCUAGAUUCUGGAAUGAGAGAGCAAAGUGCAGUCGAUUUUCUCUGCUUUUCCCAUCUGUCACGGCUCUGUUAUUUGUUGCCGAUGUUGGUAUGGAUUGUGAGAUAGCAGCAACACAUUACAGCAGAGGAGAUUAUAAAUGGGCUGCCUACACACUGACUGUGAUUGUGUUCUCAUUGAUUAUAACUGAUGCCCUGUCAGCCAUAUUUUUCCUUGACGAUCAAAAAGACCAAGGAAAAACAGAGUGGCUCGGGAGAAACGACUUAGAAGUUAAACCCUGGUUCUAUGCGUUCCAUUUUAUUUGUUGUGGUCGUCUUAUAAGGUGCUUCCAGAUCUUUAGGACCGUGCGUUUUAUACGAAAAAUCCAAAGCCGUGAUCCACGUAAUACGGAGCUGUAUCGCCUGUAUAUCUCUCAGCUGCAAGACUCGAGUACAUUGGGUGUCGUGGAAGCGUUUACUGAAGAGGCGCCCCAGGUCGCUCUUCAGCUGUACGUUCUUUUUCAGAAAGGUACCAUGGAUUGGACGUCAUUCGCCGACUUGUUUGUGGCAAUAAACAUCAUUAAGUCUUUGGCUCUGUUCGCUUUCAGUUUAUUAAGUUUUUGUAGAUUCCUUCGCCUCGGAAAUGAACAAAGCCAGCUGUUGGAGCUUUUUAGCUUGGCUUCUGUCUUCCAUUUCUCUUGGCGCUUAUUUAUGCUUGUUUCCAGGAUACUGACUUUAGUUCUGUUUGCUUCUAAUUUCCAGCACUUUGUUUUUGUAGCCGUUGGUAUCCAUUUGUUGUUUUCAUACUUUCUGUUGCGCGGACAGCCAGAUAAUUACUUCGAAGAAGGAUCAUUAAGAGAUAUAUUGCUUAGAUGUGCCUUUAUUUGCAUCAACGUGUUUUGUUUUUUCCCUUUGGAGGGCGAGCGUACACGAAAUUGGGGAAUUCCAUAUUACCUGGUGACUUUCAUUGAGGACUCCAUCAUGGUUCUGUUGUGGUAUUUCCUCAGUGAUUUUGAUAAGGUGUUCAAGAUGAUCAUGCUAAUAACUGAGUGGGGCGCGUUUCUGCUUGGUCUUGUAUCGGUGUUGCUUUAUUACGGCGUGUUUCAUCCGUCCUUACAUGCAAGAGUUUGUACGAACACGAUAAGAACUGACACAGCGGAUGCGCAACAAAACACCCUCUCGUUAAAUAUAAUGCAGCUUAAAAGUAGGGUUUAAAGUUCAAUCCUAGACAACAACAUCUGAAGUCGAUCCUCUCGAAUAUUGACACGGACGAGCCAGACCAGAGUGUCCUUAGAGAGGUGUCCUUACUACAGAGGUUAUAGGUAUCAGUGAGAGAAGAUGAAGGGUGAAAGAUUUAAUCCUCCAUGCAAACUUUAAGAUCAAGGUAAUCCCUCUCAAGUUAUCUUUAGACAUGGUACUCACUUUUUACGUGGAUAAUGUUGUCACCCGCGUUGCAUGGGUAUUAACGUGGUGGAGGUAAGUUUGGGUGGAGCUGCCACGGCAUGUCACGCGAGAAAAAUCUGCGUCACUGGAUUGGCUAUUUCCUAGACUCCCUUGAGAUUUCCAAAACCGGGCGUGAUCUAAAAGAAGACUUACGAGUUGAUGCGAUUAGUUAACCCCUCAAACUGGGGGAUUAUCUCUCUUACCCUUGCUGUCAUCUUCAUCGUCUCUUAGUAUAACGUCAUUUCAAAUGAGUUCUGAUCAUAAGUGGUGUUUUUCAGAAAUUGGCCAAACGCAAAUAGUUUGACUUUUUUCAUGAAGAAUAACCUACAUGUAAAUAGAUUAGGUCAAUUAAAAAAAACAGAGAAAAAGAAAAAGACACUGCAUAAUUUAGUGGAGAAACUAUUAACUUGACUAUAUUUAAUAUAAGGUAAAAUAUGUAAACAAACAGGAAAUGUUUGCUAUGUGAUUUCAUGAAUAAAGAAGUAGAGUUUAUAUAAA